GCGAGGGGGCGUGGCCCGCACGGGUCAAUGGGCCCGGCGCGAGGCUCUGCCCAGUGUAUGCUUUGCAGAGCACCCUGGCUUGUGAAGUGUUACCUGGUUAAACUGGAAUUGAAGCAGGACAACGCCAGCCCCCCCCGGUCCAAAAAAAAGGGCUUGCCCGCCGACUCUGCUCCCUCGGGAAAGAUGGGAAAGGGCUACAAAGUGGUGGUUUGUGGAAUGGCCUCAGUGGGAAAGACUGCGAUUUUGGAGCAGCUUCUCUAUGGAAAGCAUACUGUUGGCUUAGAAGAGGGUGCCACAAUGGAAGACGUGUAUUUGGCGUCGGUGGAGACAGAUCGAGGCGUGAAGGAACAGUUAAGGCUUUAUGACACCAGAGGUCUGCAGGAGGGCAUAGAAUUGCCAAAACACUAUUUCUCUGUAGCUGAUGGCUUUGUUCUGGUGUAUGCUGUGACCAGCCUUGAAGCCUUCCAAAGAGUUGAACUGCUCAAAAAGGAGAUCGAUGUCUUUAGGGACAAAAAGGAGGUAACAGUUAUUGUCUUGGGAAACAAAACUGACCUCCUGGACCAAAGGCAAGUGGAAACAGAAGCAGCACAGCAAUGGGCAAGGGCUGAGAAAGUGAGACUGUGGGAAGUGACUGUGACAGAUCGGAAAACACUGCUUGAACCCUUCACCUUCUUAGCUAGCAAACUGUCCCAGUCCCAGAACAAAUCAACAUUUCCCUUGCCUGGAAGGAAGAGCAAAGGAAAUAACUGUGAUAACUAGGCUAGCCUAGCAUUGUCUCCUGCUGCCAGGUCACAGUCUAAGUCCUUUUUGUGCCAUUUGCUUCUUGCAGUUUCACUUAAAGCAAUAAUCUCAUUCAGCAAUAAAAUCAGCAAGAUUAUAGCUAAGAGGUAUCCUUUCUUCUCACAGACUUGGCUUGAAAAAGUUGUUGGGGGUAAAAACCUAAAAAAGCUCUUCAUGAAAGCAGUUAUCUUGCAACAAGGGUUAUGAAGACAGAAGGGAUAGAUGGACACCUCUCUAUCAGGGGCUUUUACUAUGCCUGGAUGCAGCCAUGUUGAGGGACAAAUCAACAAGCUUACCAUUAAGCAAUGGCCUUGCAGAUCUGUAGCCUCUAAUCACAAAUAGUAUUAGCUACAAUAAAGCAAUUUGGAGAGACUGUGUUUGAAAUGGCAGUAGUUCUUCUUAAAUAGGGCCACAAAGCAUACUGAUGCUGCAGAAGGCUGAGGUCAGUGUCUUGUUGCAGGAGAAGGGUAUGGGGAAGGAAGAAUGAUUACCAAAUUUAGCCACUGAUAUUCUGCUAGUGUCUGGAAGGAAGAAAAACCCAAAAUCAUACAAAAACACCCCUCACAUCUUCUGGGAAAUACUAGAACAGAUCUACCCUGACAUGAAGCUUGUCAACAAAGUCUGGCAAUCAGUGCUUCCAGCUCAAGAACUCAUUUUACAAACCAGAAAAGCUCUCAGAGCACUCAUUAAUUUAACUGCGACCUGAAGGACAACAUAGCUGUAUGUGGGUUUGUUCCAGCAUGUCCAGUACAAAUCAGUCACAUUCACAUAGGUGAUAAUUGUACUGAGAAAUUAUACAGAGCAAUUUUGUAUGCAGGAGGUACUGCCUGGGCUCUGCUUAGUGCAUUGCAUAACACUCCUACCCGGCUGCUCAGCCAAGCUGCAGCAAUCCACCCCCUGUACGAAGCUACAGGCCAGAUAAUAACUGGUACAAAGUGCUGUACUGCUCCGUGAGAGCAGGCUAGGGAGUGUAGGGGGCUGCCUUUUGGGACUAUCCUCAUGGAAAACACCAAGAAAUACCUGUACCAAAUGAGUUUGGACUUAUCACGCUACACAUUUUCCAGCAGCAGGAGCACAACUGAAUGUGCUGUGUUGACUCAAUGCUGGUAAAGGUAAACCUGUGCUGCAGGAAUCUGCUGUCCUAGGUCAGCCUGUCAGUAAAGUUAACAAAAGGGAAAAUAUAUAUGGAGGAGCAGAAUGAACAACUGUUCUCAGAGAUAGUGGCUAGUUUUUGGCAUCUUAACAACCUCUGGUACUAAAAGAUGCUACCUUUUCUUUAUAUUUGAAGACGAGCAGGGAGAGGGAAUGAACCUAAGUACCCAGUUCCUGCAUUUUUCACUGCUGUUUUGAACAAAUACUGAGAAUUCCACUGUGAAUCAGCAAAACCACAAGCAAUAUUUGCAGUGUCAUAUCGUAACUGCUAAAUAGUGUGCUUAAUGAUCACAAUUAAGCUUAUAGUAUUGCUCUUCCUGAACACCGGUUAAUAAAGUCUGUCAGCAUUACUGAUGUCAGAGCAGCAGUACACUUCACUAAAAACGAAGCAGGUAUCCCUACCAUUACAAUGAAGGUAGACGAAACUGUUUAUGUGCUUUGCUCAAUAUAGUUUGGAUUGCUGUGGCCAAGGAGUAAGAUAAGAGAGCAAUUAUGAAUGAGCAAGCUCCUG
This is a messenger RNA of Neopelma chrysocephalum (saffron-crested tyrant-manakin), 2443 nucleotides long. RefSeq names its product NFKB inhibitor interacting Ras like 1 (gene NKIRAS1). The transcript has 5 exons. Gene Ontology annotation, molecular function: GTPase activity; GTP binding. Bases 28 to 759 code for a protein of 243 amino acids. The record is from RefSeq and is a predicted model, not a curated record. Lineage: Eukaryota; Metazoa; Chordata; Aves; Passeriformes; Pipridae. Gene Ontology annotation, biological process: canonical NF-kappaB signal transduction.